UACUUCUCUUAGUUUAUUCAUAAUCUUUUCUUGGUUUAUUCAUAAUCUUCAAGUAUUAAGAGUCAGUAUCAAGAGUCAUUUGUGUUUCAAGUUUCAAGUAUUAAGAGUCAUUUGUGUUUGUCAGAAGAGAAAAAAAAAAUUGGUCUAUUUUUUUUCUUAAUUUUCACCAUAAAUGACAAAAGGUUUUACUAGCAAUAUUUUCACUAGUAUUGGCGAUUUUGCGGCGAACCAAGUGAUUUUCGGGCCUAUACUUACUAUUGUUCUUAUUGAUACUCGUUCUUCACCUUCACCAGAAUUGCUUACUAUCGAUACAACUUCUUCUCCUUCACCGGAAUCUUAUACUAUCACCAAGCUUUCGGUUAAUUUCUUAGCUACGAAGUUCCGUAAAAGAGAAUGUCCCAAAUGGCUACAAUGGACACAACUCAAGUCAUUCCAAAGACAAAUGGAGUAAACAAAGACCUCAAGCAAAGAGUUGUGAACAAGCUUAAAGUCUUUAGAAGCAAGAAAACUGGUGGAUGGUAUUCAGCAUUUCUUUGUUUAGUAAACCAAGGACUUGUGACACUAUCAUUCUUUGGUGUUGGUGUGAAUUUGGUGUUGUUUCUGACAAGAGUUUUGGGACAAGAUAAUGCUACUGCUGCUAAUAAUGUCAGCCAAUGGACUGGAACUGUUUAUUUGUGUUCACUUUUGGGAGCUUUCAUAAGUGACUCUUACUGGGGAAGGUUCCUCACUUGUGCCAUUUUUCAACUUAUUCUCCUCAUGGGACUAGUGCUCAUAUCAUUGACAUCUUGGCUAUUCUUGAUCAAACCAUAUGGAUGUGGAGAUGGUAUACUAGAUUGUAUACCACCAUCACCUAUUGGCACUGCGUUGUUCUACUUAGCCAUAUACUUAGUUGCUUUAGGCUAUGGUGGUCAUCAACCCACAAUUGCAACUUUUGGAUCAGACCAAUUUGAUGAAGAAAAUCCAAAAGAAAAAAUCUCAAGGGCAGCUUACUUUGGAUAUUUUUACUUUGCACUAAAUGCUGGAUCUUUAAUAUCCAAUACAAUUUUGGUAUAUUAUGAAGAUGGUGGUAAAUGGACACUUGGUUUUUGGGCCUCUACUGCUGCUGGGCUUUUGGGUUUGUUUGUUUUCUUGGUGGGUACUCCUGGAUAUAGGUAUGUUAAGUCAUUUGGAAACCCGUUGCCACGUGUCGCUCAGGUAUUCGUUGCUGCGUUCCGUAAAUGGGGUGUGCCUAAUGUUGAUGAGGGAGAACUAUAUGAAUUGAAUGGGUCAGAAUCUAGCAUUAAAGGAACAAGGAAAAUCCUUCAUAGUAAUGAUUUCAAGAAACUAGACAAGGCAGCAAUAGUGACAGAAGAAGAUAGGCAAAGGCCAGUGAUUAACCCAUGGAGGUUAUGCACAAUUACACAAGUUGAAGAAGCAAAGUGCAUCAUAAGGAUGUGUCCAAUUUGGCUAUGUACCAUAAUGUACUCUGUGAUCUUUACACAAAUGGCCUCUUUAUUUGUUGAGCAAGGUGCAGUUAUGGACGCGACGAUUGGUAAGUUUCGCCUACCAGCAGCCAGCAUGUCAGCAUUCGACAUAUGCAGCGUGCUAACAUGCACGUUUCUCUACAGGUUCAUGGUGGUACCACUAGCCGGAAAGAUUAGUGGGAAUCCGAGAGGAUUGACUGAGCUCCAAAGGAUGGGAGUUGGACUAAUCAUCGGUAUGUUAUCGAUGGUUGCAGCUGGGGUAACAGAAAUUUUCAGACUAAGAAGAGUAAUCCCCGGACACGAAACAAGUUCUUUAAGCAUUUUCUGGCAAAUUCCACAGUACAUGCUUGUUGGUGCCUCAGAAGUUUUUAUGUACGUUGGACAACUUGAGUUCUUCAAUGGACAAGCACCUGAUGGAAUAAAAAGUUUAGGAAGUUCACUUUGUAUGGCAUCAAUGUCACUUGGGAAUUAUGUUAGUAGCUUGCUUGUCAACAUGGUUAUGCAUAUCACAACAAGAGGAGCAAGGCAUGGUUGGAUACCUGAAAAUUUAAAUAAUGGCCAUAUUGAUAGGUUCUACUUCUUGCUAUUUGGAUUGGCAUUGGUUGAUUUGGUUGCAUUUGUGUUCUUUGCUAAGUGGUAUAAAGGGAUCAAUCUUGAAGAUAGCACAAAGGGUGGAGGAGAAAAAGAGAGUCAAGUUCUUGAAAAAGUUUGAAUAUCUGGAUCUCGCACGUAGCAUAAGCUUUAGCGCACCGAACUGUCUUUGUUAUUGAAAUAAAAUUUAAAGCAUGACCCUCUUAUGUGAUCAUUUUUGAAAGGGCAUGAUUGCUUCUAGUUUUCUUUACAUUAUUUGUUUGUUUGGAUUUCCCUUUGAGGUUAUUUGAUUAAGAAAAUGUUACUUCUUCUAUGCUAAUAAAAUAUUGUGCCUUUUGAAUUA
This is a messenger RNA of Capsicum annuum, 2397 nucleotides long. RefSeq names its product protein NRT1/ PTR FAMILY 7.1. The transcript has 7 exons. NCBI's taxonomy places the organism in Eukaryota, Viridiplantae, Streptophyta, Magnoliopsida, Solanales, Solanaceae. Bases 394 to 2175 code for a protein of 593 amino acids. Gene Ontology annotation, molecular function: transmembrane transporter activity. Gene Ontology annotation, cellular component: membrane. Gene Ontology annotation, biological process: transmembrane transport. The record is from RefSeq and is a predicted model, not a curated record.